AUGGAUCUAGCUGCUAGCAGGGUAGUUGAAGAGUCUGAUAAGGCUUGUACUACUGGAAUAUUAAGCAAGUGUCCGCCACUUGGAGGGCACUACUUAUUGAAUCCAGGACCCAAGGAAAUCGUUUUCCGUGGCUACUUUCGGAAAAUAAACAAAAAAGAGGAAUAUUGCCCAACGAUGUUUUCACGUGUACACAAGUAUAUGCCAACUCGAUUUGAUAUCGCCGUCAAGACCGUUACUUGCUCUGGAUAUGUGAAUCACGAAAAAUGA
Molecule: messenger RNA, 267 nt
Organism: Botrytis porri
Lineage: Eukaryota; Fungi; Ascomycota; Leotiomycetes; Helotiales; Sclerotiniaceae
Exons: 1
Coding region: 1-267 (88 amino acids)
Source: RefSeq, a predicted model, not a curated record